Molecule: messenger RNA, 496 nt
Organism: Thelazia callipaeda (thelaziosis nematode)
Lineage: Eukaryota; Metazoa; Nematoda; Chromadorea; Rhabditida; Thelaziidae
Source: the annotation of a GenBank genome assembly
ACAAUAAAGAAAAUAAUCUUCGAUUAUUAUAGCAAUUCUCUAUCUACUAAUAAAAAUCAAAUAUUAAAUCACUGCAGGAGAGCAUAACCUUCGAUUCAUUUUGUUGCCGGAAAUAAUUCAUGCUCAAAGUACUAGACAUGAAUUACAAAGUACGCCCAGAUGUUUCAUAGCAGCCGGUGUGAGACGUGCAUGCAAAACCAGAAAAGGAUGCUUCGAUUUUCAUACUGUUGAAGGCACGAGUGAGCGCGGGUGCAUUGAUCAGAUUGAGAAAAUCAUAGCCACAAAACCAGAACUCCGUAUGCUUUCUAUUUGCACAAACAAGAUAUGGGAGAACUCGAAUAAACCAGUACGCUGCAUAGCUGUAAGUGCGAUUGCAACACAGAGAAAUGUUACAUUCACUGAGGGAGUUCUCUGUUGCUGCCGAUCAACCUGCAUGGCGACUGACAAUGAUUCUUAUGUGCAGAUAGAUGACGGAUACCUCCCGUUUGAAAUGUGA